AUGCCGCCCGAAGAACAACAGUGUUAUCGGAUCAUCAAAGCCGGCCUCCCCAAUGAGGGGUCCGCCUCCGAUGCUAACACAGCCUCGCCGAAUACCGCGCGGGAUCGCAAAAGACGGCGGCCAUACGUUUCAAAAGCGUGUGAUUCCUGCCGGCUAAGGAAGAGUGCUUGCGAUGGCAUUCAGCCUGACUGUUCGACAUGCUUGCGUCGGGGCAUCAGGUGCAACUACAACCGUGUCUCUCAAGCUAUCCUAGAUGCUUUACCUUCUGGCAGCAAGAUAGUAGAGGAAGCAGCAGCGUCUCGGAACGAAGAAGAUCUUGAGCUGCUUAGUCUUUUGAGGGAUUCUUCCGACGAACAGGCACUGGAAGCCCUGCGUGGCUUCAAAGAAGGUAAGGAGUCUGGGGAAAUCACUUCUUCACUUCGCAGUAUGCCAAGUGUUGGACUAGGACUGUCCCAGAUUGCUCUGAAUAGGGCAAUCAUACCACCUACUCGGUCUUCUUUGGAGUUCGAGUUGAUGGUGCGACAUCCCGUUGCGUACCCCGCUUGGGCGCCGGUUGAAGCUUCCAAACUAGACUUGGAUUACCUUCUUCUUCCAAGUAAGAUUCUUUGGAACAGAACUAACCCUAUCGUAACCUCGGACCUACCGGGCCUGUCGGCCUCCUACCCAUCAUCUGAAUCCAGCUUAGCAAAGGAAGAUUCAACGGGCUACGGCCUUGUAGGCCCUACAAAUCCCCCAUCGGUUUAUGAUGAGAGAUUACUGGAGCUCGAUAAUUCCAAGUGGACGAGCUUACCCGUGACUAAGGAGUUUGCUGUCACUGUGUUGUCUCUUUACCUCGAGGCCGAUCACCCGAUGAUGCCUCUUUUUGAUAUUGAUGUGUUCCUUGACGGUCUGUUGGGUAAAAACCCUUUCUGCUCCAGGCUCCUAGUCAACGGCCUUUUCAGCUGGGCAUGUCAGGGAUACGCUGCGUUUAAACCAGAGGCGACGAUUCUGGGAUAUGCCUUUUUCGAGGACGCGAAGCGGUUGUGGAGAAAAGAACAAAUGACCGGAGCUGACAAUAUCUGUACAUUGGCCGGAUUGCAAUACGUAGCCAUAACAGCCAUCUCCCUCGGCGCUGGGGCAGAAUAUGUAGAAUGCCUUGACGAAGUAAUCGCGAUGGCCAAAAGACUUCACCUUUUUAACGUUGACCCGGUUGAGGUCCCCGCGGUUGACAUGCAGGAUGAAGUCUCGCAACGAGCCGCAGCGCAGAUCGCCUGGGCGCUCUUUAACACACUGACACUUCUCUCCACGCACAUCCAUACCCGUUUGAUCAAAUACCCACCUCGCUUGCCCGUACCAGAAGGAAGGAUAUUUAGCAAAGGAAACUCCAAACUUUCCAAAAAGGAUAAGCGCCGGCAGUAUCUCGGGGUUCUCCUCAAAGAAAACAGCAACUUCUAUCUUAUAGUCCAUGAUAUGAUACAGCUCAUGUACAGUUCAAAUCAAACGCCCUAUGCAAAAGCAUAUACCCUUGUUUUUGCCGACAAUACCUACAAGCGGCUCUUGAAAUGGGCAGACAGCCUACCUCUCGAACUAGCACAAGGGCGGAAGAGUACACACCACACUGUGUUCAUGCAUAUUUGCUAUCAUCUGGCCAUCCUAGACCUGUUCCGCCCACUUAUUCGACAACACGACGCGGGUGGGACCCGUAUACCCUCCUUCAGCUCAAAGGACGCAAGCCCUGAAGCAGCGUACUCAGCAUCCGUCAACCAACUGAAGCGAAUCGUGCUCUUCUACCGCCAGACAUACCCAGAGUCUUCCUUCUCCUUCUUCUGGCACUCUGCUCUUCUUUACUUGGCCAACGCUAUGCUGAGAGAAGCCAGCGGCGUAACGCCGAGCCCGGAGUGGAGGUUUUACUUUCAGCUGUGCAUAGCAAGCUACCAAACUCUGUACAGCAGCUAUCGUUUGGCAAAGGGUAUAACACAUAGUCUGUUGUCCAUGGCGCUUGAGAGAGGUGCCAUAGAUCAUCAGGAGGCGAAUUUGGUCAAGAAGGACUUGGAGGAGAGAGGGCGGCACCACGAAAUUUCGGACCGGGUUCCAGAGUCCUACGUGGUGGACUUGGAUCUGGCAGUGACAGAUCCUUCAGCUGCACAGGCCGAGAGGCUGGUUCAGAAAUUCCAUGGCCUGUUAAUUGAUGAAACUGAAGAAGAUGAUGGAGCUUCUUUAGAGUUUGAACACGAGGAGGAGUAA
This is a messenger RNA of Colletotrichum truncatum, 2223 nucleotides long. Its product is annotated as C6 zinc finger domain containing protein. NCBI's taxonomy places the organism in Eukaryota, Fungi, Ascomycota, Sordariomycetes, Glomerellales, Glomerellaceae. Gene Ontology annotation, biological process: regulation of DNA-templated transcription. Gene Ontology annotation, molecular function: DNA-binding transcription factor activity, RNA polymerase II-specific; zinc ion binding. The record is from RefSeq and is a predicted model, not a curated record.